AUGGCCUCUCAUUGCCUCAAAGUGGGGAUAGACUUUGGAACGACGUUCUCUGGGGUCGCAUAUAUUGAUACUGCGAAACCAAACGAUGUUAUCUCAAUAAUGAAUUGGCCCGGUGAGCCGAGGAAUUUCGAGAAAGUACCCAGUGAAAUUUCAUAUAAUUCUGCCGGAGAAGUACACAAGUGGGGCUACGAGAUCAACGAAAAGGAUGAGAAACUGGCUUGGUUCAAGCUUCUUCUGGACCCAACCCAGUAUGCCAGCAAAAACUCGCCAGCUCUUUCCAGAACGCUUGCCCUGCUUCCAGGUGGCCCACCAUCGAAAAAGCCAGUCCAUGUGGUUUCGGAUUACCUUUCGUGCCUAAGAAAGCAUACGCUUGCAACCCUAGAACGAUCUUACGGAAAGGUUUUCAUGAGCGCAAUACCGAUAAAAUACACAUUAACAGUUCCUGCGAUGUGGAGCGAUACUGCGAAGGCGCUGACUCUGGACGCCGCUGUUGCCGCUGGCUUGGGGAGCAGGGAUGAGAUUGAGUUGAUGUCUGAGCCGGACGCUGCUGCAGCAUGGACCAUCCUGAAGGAUAUCCAGUCUACGCAUCUCAAGCGAGGCGACGUCUUUGUUGUGGUUGAUUGCGGCGGUGGGACCGUUGACCUAAUAUCAUACGAGAUAGUGUCACUCAGCCCAAGUAUCUCGGUGAAAGAGUGUGCCAGUGGUAAAGGAGAACUAUGCGGUUCCACAUUUCUCAACCAAAGAUUUGAGAACUUGGUGAUAUCACGUGCGGGGAAACAAAACUUUGAUAAGAUGAAGACUAGGUCACUAAAUAGGAUGCUGAAGGAGUUUGACCAAUCCCUAAAACGAAACUUUACAAAUGCGGAAGACGAUGAUGAAUUCGUUUGCACUGCGGGUGGAUUACCUGAUAAGCCCAAAGCAGGGAUCAAACGUGGCGAGUUUACUUUUACAAGGAAGGAUAUGCUUGGUAUAUUUGAUCCUAUCAUUGAUCGAAUAGUUCCGCUUGUCCAAAACCAAAUCGAUUUGGUUGAAGCUCAGCAUUCGGGACUAAGGUCGCCAGUUUCGGCUAUCCUCUUGGUCGGGGGCUUUGGCUCUUCGCGAUAUCUCUAUCAGCGCUUGCAGAACGAAUUGAAGACGGGGAAAGGAAGUUACACAUCGUCACCGGAGAUUCUUCACCCUGUACACGCUUGGAGUGCUGUUGCGCGCGGUGCUGCGCACGGCAUUCACAUCAGCAGUCGAAAGGCACGAAGACAUUACGGCACGCUAGUCCACGCCGUAUUCGUCCAUGGCAAACACCCAAUAGAAAAUCUGGAGAUAUGUGAAUUCACCGGUAGGCGGUUGUGCACGAACGUCAUGAACUGGUUUAUCAACUAUGGCGACCAAGUGUCGGAAAACGCCCCAAUAUCAAUCACCUACUACAGAGAGGUACCACUGAAUGCUAGCUUGAUAUUCCAUGAUUACCUCUAUGAAUAUACGGGAACAAGCGCGCCAGAAUACUCGAAUCAACCUCACAAUAGAACACUUCGAAAACUCUGCGAAGUCACUUCUGACCUCAGCAAUGUCUCAAAGAGUUGUUUUGAACUCAGAGAAAACAUAUAUGGAGAUCCCUACUACGUAGUUACGUUCAACUUGGUGAUCACAAUAAAGUCAGCUACUAUCGUUUUCCAUUUGGAGCGCGACGGUGUGAAGUAUGGAACUGCCAAAGCAACUUAUAUACACGACUUCAAUGCCAUGAAAGAGCCUGAGGCAGAUUUGGGGGCUACUAUCGGGGAAUGA
This is a messenger RNA of Morchella sextelata, 1776 nucleotides long. RefSeq lists its product as uncharacterized. The record is from RefSeq and is a predicted model, not a curated record. Bases 1 to 1776 code for a protein of 591 amino acids. Gene Ontology annotation, molecular function: ATP binding; ATP-dependent protein folding chaperone. NCBI's taxonomy places the organism in Eukaryota, Fungi, Ascomycota, Pezizomycetes, Pezizales, Morchellaceae. The transcript has 11 exons.